Lactuca sativa (garden lettuce) is the source of this 865-nucleotide messenger RNA. RefSeq names its product ethylene-responsive transcription factor ERF021. The record is from RefSeq and is a predicted model, not a curated record. Lineage: Eukaryota; Viridiplantae; Streptophyta; Magnoliopsida; Asterales; Asteraceae. Gene Ontology annotation, molecular function: DNA-binding transcription factor activity; DNA binding. Gene Ontology annotation, biological process: regulation of DNA-templated transcription.
UUUCCCAUAUUCUAAUUAUAACCUAUUAUUAACAAUGAGCGACACUCAUUCAACUCAUGGUGGCGGGACUUCCUCGGUCUACCGUGGUGUCCGCAAGCGCAAAUGGGGGAAAUGGGUGUCUGAAAUACGUGAUCCAUUGACCAAAUCCCGCAUUUGGCUUGGGAGUUUUGACACACCAGAAAUGGCAGCAGUGGCAUACGAUGCAGCAUCGUUUUACUUUCGGAAAGACAAUGCCAUUCUCAAUUUUCCACAAAUGGCAACAGCUCUCCCAAUCCCGGCUAGCCCCAGUGCUGACGACAUACGUGUGGCUGCUCACCAGGCUGCAUUGCUGGUUAAACCCUCCACAGCAGAGCUCGACGAUACUGGCUCCGGCUCGGCUCAGUAUGUGCCCACCAACAUUGGACUUUCGGCUAGCGAAAUCCAGGCUAUCAAUGAUUCACCACUUGAUACCCCAGAAAAUUGGAUGGAAUUUAAUUACAACCCGGGAUUGUAUUUUUCCAACGAUGCUAACUUUGAAUGUACUAGUGACUGGAAUGAAGUACCUGACGAUUCCCUCUGGAAUUCAUAACUCGGUUACAAAAUACCCAAAAGAUUUACGUAUUUCAUGUGUUAUAUGUAGGCAUGAUUAUACACAUAUAUAUAAUUAUAAAAGAUAGAUAAAUUAAAUGAAGCAAUAGUGCAUGAUUGCAUGGGGAUAUUAUGGGGUCUACCACUAAAACGACGGCUUUGUGACGCGUUCGUGCCACAGUUGUCGGAUAUAUACUGUGUCGUAUACUUGUAGCGUAAUCCAAAGAGCUGCUUUUUGAAAGCUUUUAGUGUGUUCUGUCUGUGGUUGUGAGUCUUGUUGGAAAAUAUCUAUUAAUGG